Messenger RNA from Acyrthosiphon pisum (pea aphid), 693 nucleotides. RefSeq lists its product as uncharacterized. Gene Ontology annotation, molecular function: catalytic activity. The record is from RefSeq and is a predicted model, not a curated record. The coding region runs from base 1 to 693 and encodes 230 amino acids. The transcript has a single exon. Lineage: Eukaryota; Metazoa; Arthropoda; Insecta; Hemiptera; Aphididae.
AUGCUCUCAGGGCAAGCCACCUUCAUCAAAGACACCAUCGAUUCUGAAAAUAUUCCAAUUACCUCUGAUCUCGAAGCCAUCGCAACUUUAGUCGAAUUACAAAAACUUCUAUAUAUAUGCAACAUAUACAUCCCCGAUAGAAAAAUCUUCACUAAGCAACAUCUAAAGGAUAUUAUUAAGCAGCUCCCUAAACCAUUCGUCCUUUUGGAUGACUCCGAUAGCCGCAACACCUCAUGGGGAUGCAAUCACACUGACCACAGAGGCCAAAUGGUUGAAGAAUUGUUAGAAGAAGAAACACUCAUCCUUCUAAACAACAAUGAACCUACUAGACAUAAUGUUUCAAAUGGAAACUUCUCUGCAAUAGAUCUCACAAUCACUAGCAUCAACUCCACUACAAUAUUUGACUGGCAAGUACUUCCUGCCUACAGCGAUAGUGACCACUACCCCAUUGGAAUUCAGUAUCAAAACCACCUUAAUGAAAAAAAAUACUCCACAAAAUGGAACCUUAAAAAUCCAAACUGGGAACUCUUCGCUGAAAUAAUUGAAUUCGAACUUAAUCAAAACCCAUUAGACUUAAACCCAUACGGCAAUCAACUAGAAAUAGACUCAAUAGUUAGAAAAUUCACUGGCAUUAUUAUAGAAGCAGCUAACCUAUCAAUUGGACUAAAAACACACAUAAACAUAAAAAAAUAA